Messenger RNA from Lymnaea stagnalis (great pond snail), 3082 nucleotides. Lineage: Eukaryota; Metazoa; Mollusca; Gastropoda; Lymnaeidae. The record is from the annotation of a GenBank genome assembly.
ACCUUGCCCUAUAACAAGCCAGCAACCUAAACCACCUUGCCCUAUAACAAGCCAGCAACCUAAACCACCUUGCCCUAUAACAAGCCAGCAACCUAGACCACCUUGCCCUAUAACAUGCCAGCUAAGCACCGGCCUAGUUUCAGCUAACGCCCCUGUAGAAGGUAAUUAACCCAUUUCAAGCCACGUUGCUGUUUUAAAUGUUACAACAGGGCUUCUUCUUCGACCGUGAUGACGUCGCCCUGCCUGGAUUCUCAAAGUAUUUCAAGAACCUCUCACACGAAGAGAGGGAGCACGCAGAGAAGCUAAUGUCCUAUCAGAUCAAGAGAGGGGGACGCAUCGUCCUGCAGGACGUCAAGGUAAAAAUUUUUUUUUUAAAACUCAUUUAAAAACUCCAGUAAAUAAAAUGAUCUUUGGACAUUUGACCAGUCUUCCCGAUUAAGUUUUCGUUACAUUUUAAUAAAAGCUGAAACUUUGAUUUUUUUAAAAAUUCCAAUUGACAAUAUUCUCAGUUCACUAAAAUUAAGCCACGAACACCAAAUUUAAACUAUUAACAUUUCAUUGAAAUAGACUUUUGUACCCCCCAUUAAAACCCUAGGCAUGUGCCCAGUUUAAAAUACAAGGUGAACAACCCACCUCCUCUUUUUCACACACACUUUUACAAAAAUUUUUUUUUUUUUACCAAAUGCAACAUAUCACCUUACGGAAACCAAAUUGAAAAAUGUAUGGACUCAACACCCCUGAUAGAAAAUCGAAAAAACCAGAUGUCUUAAUUUUUAAUUUUUUUUUAUUACUUUCUUAAAACCGAAAUUGAACCCACUACUUGCCGUGCCUUUAAAAUAUUGAUACACGGUCUGAAUAGAAGUGUCUGCGUUGGGUUUUUUGCUUAUGCAUCGGACCUUUCAUGUCAGAUAUUUUUUUUAAAAUGUACAUGACAGCGGCGUAGCUAGGAGAGGGGGAGGGGGGUCCAAAUUCGAACGUCCCCCGAGCCCCUACUUGAGGGGGACCCCCAAAGGAGUGUCCGAAUUAUUUUUUUUUACAUUAAUGUCGAAUGUCAAAAUGCAGGGGCCCCUAAAGAGGCCAAGCCCCGGGGCCCCGAACCCUAGCUACGCCACUGGCACAUGAACUAUUAAUCACCGCUUUCUUAUUCCCACAGAAACCCGAGCGCGACGAGUGGGGCACUGGUCUGGACGCCAUGCAGGUCGCCCUGCAGCUGGAGAAGAGCGUCAACCAGUCCCUGCUGGACCUGCACAAGCUCUGCACCAGCCACGAGGAUGCUCAGGUCAGACUCUUCGAUUACCUCACGCUACGAUACUACUGUCACGUAAUUUUUUUGUGGGGUCUCUCAAUAAUUAAAGGUUUUCUCGUGGUUCGCUUUCAAGGUAUCGAUACCGAUUCUAAUCAAAUUGUAUCCUUUAUGAAAUCGAUCACUGUCAUCUAAUGAUAUAGCUGGAAUCGAUUUUUAAAUUUCAUUUCACGUAUUUGUUGAAAUACGAGUAGUGCAUUGACUAUGGUAUGUGGAUACUGCCAAAAACUGUUCGAAACACGAUUAAUUGAAAUGUAAGUGUCUGACUGAUGACUGAUGUAUGAAUUUGAGUCGGAUGAUUUGCGUGUUGAAUCUGAAUGACAAUAAAAUGCUUCUAGUCGAUAAAUUCAAAGCUGAAGCUUGCACUGUGUCUGUUCGCUCGACUUUCCUUUGUGUCCCAUAAUGUCAGCGUAUUUUGUGUGGAGACUUCGGUAUAAAACCAAAUGCUAACCUGAGUAAGCCAUGAAGUUCAGACCAUUCUAUGCACAAGAUUUGCGCAAUUAGUCUCUAUCACUCCCAUGGUUGUAUUUUUAUGUCCUUAACAGUUAAUUGAGAUAUUUCGAUUUCAUGUAAAUGGAUUUUUUAAAAAAAAAUUGAAAAAUUUUGACCCGAAAAAAAAAUGCACACCAAAAUUUUGAAGAAAGACCACCUUCUAUCAACCCUCUCAGUUAUACAUGUUGGUUAACAACUUAUGGUGUGUUCAAAUGACAAUGAUAAAAUGUCCACACUUUGCAAAUUCUUCGUAUACUAUAUCAUUAGCACCCGCCCGUCUCUUGCAUAUCUCUUAAUUUUUUUAUAUAUUUUUUUUUGUGUUCUGGAUUUCUCUGCUUUUGUAUUGUUGCGGGGGAGGGAAUGCUUUUAGCGGAAACGUCUACUUUAUUGUCUUGUACUGUCAUCCAGCUUCAAUAUAUCUGACUCUCAUCCUAUGGGUCGCGACCCCUUUCGGGGUCGAACUAACUUUACACAAGGGUCACCUAAGAAUAUCGAAAAACACACAUUUAUAUGAAGUAGCAACGAAAAUAAUUUUAUGGUGGGGGGGGGAUCACCACAACAUGGGGAACUGUAUUAAAUGGUCGUGGCAUUAGGAAGGUUGAGAACCACUGCUCUAAACAGCAUUAGCUUUUCACGGAGCUUAAACCUCAGCGUGUCUGAACCAUAUUUUUUUUCCCCCCUCCCUAAUUAAAGAUGGCCGACUUCCUGGAGUGCGAAUACCUGGAGGAGCAGGUCAAGUCCAUCAAGGAGAUCAGUGGACACAUCACCAACCUGAAACGUGUCGGGCCUGGGCUGGGCGAGUACAUGUUCGACAAGGAGACCCUGAGUUAAAAGAUCGCUGGUCAGGCGUCCACACGGAAGAAUUCGGACAGGCGCGUCACGGACUGCCCAUAUUUUGAUUUGAUGCUUCAUGCCGAUAUGUCACGUGGUCUAAAGACAAUUUUUUAAAAUAUAUAUAUAUAUUUAAAAAAAGGAGUCCAAUGAAGUAAAGAAGAGCAACAAAAUAUUAUUAUAUUCUCAAAGACUUAAUUUAAUGGUAAUGUCAUUAUUGUAUAGUAGAAAGUAGUUGGGGGGGGGGGUAUUGAGGUGAAUUUAUUCAACUUUUAAUUGGCCAGUGCAGUAUUAUAACUAUUAUUUUAAGCCAUUAGAGAUCUACAUAUUAUUAUUUCUGUUUUUUUUUAUUUUUAUUGAUGCAUUUAUGAAAGCCAUUCUGUUUAUUCAAGCCACUGUUGAUGUUGUUUUUUCAAGAGGCUGAAGCACAAAGCAAAUAAAUAUAUAAAACUGCAG